Messenger RNA from Manis pentadactyla (Chinese pangolin), 2490 nucleotides. RefSeq names its product tudor and KH domain containing (gene TDRKH). The record is from RefSeq and is a predicted model, not a curated record. The transcript has 13 exons. Lineage: Eukaryota; Metazoa; Chordata; Mammalia; Pholidota; Manidae. Gene Ontology annotation, molecular function: RNA binding. Gene Ontology annotation, biological process: spermatogenesis. The coding region runs from base 139 to 2064 and encodes 641 amino acids.
GGGCACGCGGCGGAAGGAGCGAGGCGGGAGGGGCUCCGACUUCCGUACGAAUGGAAGGUGGCCGAGACGGCAGGGGUAAGGUGGGGCGCUGAGCGCGGGACGGCCGACUGGGAACGGAUGUAAGAGUACAGCAGAAAAAUGUCUACUGAACCAACUUCUUGUACAAGUUUGUCCACUGUUCAGAAAAUAGCACUGGGCCUCGGGAUCCCAGCCAGUGCAACAGUUGCAUAUAUCCUAUACCGCAGAUACAGGGAAAGCAGAGAAGAGCGGCUGACUUUUGUUGGGGAAGAUGACAUCGAGAUAGAGAUGCGAGUUCCCCAGGAGGCUGUGAAGCUCAUCAUUGGCCGGCAAGGAGCCAAUAUCAAGCAGCUGCAGAAACAGACGGGUGCCCGGAUUGAUGUGGACACAGAGGAUGUAGGCAAUGAGCGAGUGCUGCUCCUCAGUGGUUUUCCUGUUCAGGUGUGCAAGGCCAAAGCAGCAAUCCAUCAGAUCCUGACCGAGAACACCCCAGUGUCUGAGCAGCUUUCAGUUCCCCAGAGAUCUGUGGGCAGAAUCAUAGGGAGAGGUGGCGAGACAAUUCGUUCUAUCUGUAAAGCCUCUGGAGCCAAAAUUACCUGUGACAAAGAACCAGAGGGGAUGUUACUACUAUCAAGACUUAUAAAAAUCUCAGGAACACAGAAGGAAGUGACAGCAGCCAAGCAUUUGAUCCUGGAGAAAGUUUCAGAAGAUGAAGAACUUCGGAAGAGAAUUACCCAUUCUGCAGAAACCAGAGUCCCACGCAAGCAACCCAUCAGUGUAAGAAGAGAGGAAGUAACAGAGUCUGAUGGAACUGGAGAACCAGCUUUAUGGGAAAAAACUGUUAGUAGUGUGGAGCCGGUUGUACUGCUGGCGGUUCCUCCCUGCAAAGGAGGUGGUGACGUGGCUGUUGUAGGGCCAGAAGAGGAUUCCUGGGAGAAACCUGAUGGUGACAACUUUCAUAAGUCUGGAGCCCAGACCAAUCCAGAGAUGUCCAUGUUUGAAAUCCCCAGUCCAGACUUCAGUUUCCAUGCUGAUGAGUUCCUAGAAGUCUAUGUCUCUGCUUCUGAACAUCCUAACCACUUCUGGAUCCAAAUCAUUGGUUCCCGCAGCCUGCAGUUGGAUAAGCUUGUCAAUGAGAUGACCCAACACUAUGAGAACAGUCUGCCUGAAGACUUGACUGUACAUGUAGGAGACAUCGUAGCAGCACCUUUACCUACAAAUGGUUCCUGGUAUCGAGCCCGGGUCCUUGGCACCUUGGAAAAUGGGAACCUGGACCUUUACUUUGUUGACUUUGGAGAUAAUGGAGAUUGCCCACUGAGGGACCUCAGGGCACUCAGGAGUGACUUCCUAAGCCUUCCGUUUCAAGCAAUAGAGUGCAGUCUGGCACGGAUUGCCCCCUCAGGUGAACAGUGGGAAGAGGACGCUUUGGAUGAGUUUGACAGACUCACUCACUGUGCUGACUGGAAGCCCCUCGUGGCCAAGAUCUCCAGCUAUGUCCAGACUGGGAUCUCAACUUGGCCCAAGAUAUAUUUAUAUGAUACUAGCAAUGGGAAGAGAGAGCAUCAUUCCCUUUCUUUCCAGAAACUUGAUAUUGGGUUAGAAUUAGUUCGUAAAGGAUAUGCAGUUGAGCUUCCUGACGACAUGGAAGAAAACAGAGCUGCUGUGUUGCAGGAUGUGGCUACAGAAACAGAUGUCUCUCUUAGCAGUAUGCGCACUGAAACCAAGAAGAGCUCUGGAGAGAUAGCAAAUACCCUGUCCUGCCUCAGCUUAUCAGGAUUUGGUGCCUGGAGAGAGGAGCCUAUGAUAGAGAUCUAUGCAGUUAUUAUUAUACACAUGAUCUGGCUUGCCGUGGACCAAAUGCAUUUUUCUCCUUCCACUGGACUACAAGAAAGAGUGUGGGGUAGAGGAAGACAAAUAUAUGCCCCUACUCCAUCCCACAUCCCCCUUCUAGUGUUUGGGUAUUUCUGUGUUACUUCAGGCUACUCAGCAUCCAUCUUGUUCCCUUCAGUCAUAAAGUACACUACUGCUAGGCUGUGUCCUUUGUGAGGCUAGGAAACAGCCAGGGUUUGGUCACUGUAAGUGAUGACUGCAGAUGGCUAACUCACUUCAUCAGGCAACUCUGGCAAAGGGAAGAUUUUGAGUGGUAAACUCGAAGACUGCAGUUAAGACAAAGGCAAAAAUCAACAUAAUCACAUUAAAAGGCCUCAGGAAGUGGGAAGAGCAUACUGUCUCCCAGCCUCAACUACUGAUGUUAUUGGAGACAGGUUUUUUAAACUGCUCCAGCAAUUUCCCUGUAAACUUUAGUUAAAAUACAUGUAGACAAGGAGAGAGUAACUCAGGAAAUACUCCAAACUGUUAGUAUAGUAUCUAUAAUACAGAUAUACACACAUAUCCAUUGAGAGAAAGAGAAUGUAAAUAGUUCUUUAAGUCACUUGAGGGAUUCUUUGUUGAAUAAAGUUCUCAAGAAAACUA